CUCAGCUGCUCGCAGUCUGCACAGUCCAGCCCUGGCACCGCUGAACUGGCGUCUGCAACUGCGCCAAACCUGAUUUUUAGAUCAGACGAUUUUUCUGUUCCUUUUUGUUGAAGAUGGCCUAACUCCGACAGAGCCUCUGCUGGCCAGAUCGGCUGAAGUGCCAGAGACUGAUUCCAGCCUUCGUCACUCUCAUCGGUGUUUGAGGGGGCUGCUCUGCAGAUGGGAGGUCGCCAACCUGUCACCUGUUUAGCUCAAAUGCACUAUCUACCCUCCGCCCUCGUCAUCUAAGAUGGCCGACCAUGGUCUCCUCCUGCACCUGAACAGACUGGAGCAGAGCCGCGUGUUACCAUGGUGAUCAUUUUCUCGAAAACACUGGAAAAGAAGAAGGGUGUCAAUGAUGUAAGGUCCAAGAACAACGAGAGACUGCUGCGUGAGCUCCACACCAUGAGCAGAGGGACCACCCUCUUCUCUUGUGGAACUGUGGAAGCAGACAGGUGGCUGGACCGAGGGCGAAGCUGUGCCAUCCAGCAGGGAGCUCCCUGCCAGUCUGGAACAGGUCUGGAAAGCCUGUGGGACAUAAUGCCUGAGCAAGGGAACCGGCCCUGGGCCAAGGAGCCGGGCAGCACCACAACCAUUACUAGCUUGAUUAAAGACCUCAGCCUUGGAGAUAGCAGCAAGACGAGCCCCCACUCUCACACCACAUCCAACGCUGCUCACUACACCACUACAGCCACCAGCCAGGCCCCCACAGCACCUCCCAGCAAGCGCCAGUGUCGCUCCCUGUCCUUCUCUGAUGAAUUCAGUGGCUGCCGGUCAUCUUGGAGGCCUCAAAGCUCCCGCGUGUGGACAGCAGUGGAGAAACGAAGGUGCCACAGCGGAGGAAGCGUCCGAGCAGGAGGGGGUGGUUUUUCUGGGGGUAGCUUUCCUGCCAUGCAACGCAGCUCUAGCUUUAGUUUGCCCUCGCGCUCCAGCAUCAGCACAGACGGGGCCCUGGACCUGCCGUUCUUCACCCAGCGACUGCCUCUGCACCCUCAGUUCACUGCCUCUCCAGUCUCCCCCACCUCUCCCCCGUCAAAUCAUCACCACUCCCGCCAACACCACCAUUUCCUCAGGCCUCUCUCCCUUUCCCACGAGCAGAUCAGCCUGCCUGAGCUGCAGAGGGAAGAGGCGUCUGAAGCCAGCUCUCCAGACUCCACCCCAGAGCUGGGGAGGCGUGCGGGGCAGAGGGCGGGAGGCACAGGCUGUCUGUCCCGGAGCAGGUCCCAGCCCUGUGUACUAAAUGAUAAAAAGAUUGGUAUGAAGCGCAGGAGGCCGGAGGACGCCCAGGAGCAGCGGCCCUCUCUGGACCUGGCUAAGAUGACUCAGAAACUUCAGACUUUUCAGAGCUUGAGCUGCCCUGGAUUUUCAGCCUCCGAUGGCUACCAAUCAAGCUUCCCCCCUCCUUCCUUUGAGACUAGCAGCCAACCAGAGUCAGACUUUGCCGCUGUGUCCAAGCUGAGGCUGGAGCCACGGCAGGAAGUGAUGGAGGAUGAUGAGGAAGAGGAUUCGUCCUAUGAGGAACUGGACAGUGACUCUGCUUGUAGCGUGGACUCCCGGUCUGGGUCUCCUGUAGACAUUGUGGACGGUAAACGCACCCUCUGGAAGGGUGACUGCGGAGCAAAGAGGGACAUUUUCCAGCUGGGCGGAGAGUUGGAUCUUGACCAGAUUGAGAGAAACUGAACAUUAUAAAGGAUGUUUUAAAAGACUGAGUGUUUUCGAAUGUCAAAGGAUAUUGAUGAUGUACCAAAAGAUGGCUCUUUAGAAAGGCAAUAAGGAAAAAGAAUGGUGGAGUAUUCUGACUACAAAAGGGAAGGAUGUUGGAAAGGUAUGAAGAAAGUGAUAAAAAUGAUAAAGGAUCGAGUAUGUUGUACACAAGACGGGGAAGCCAGAUUUUAACAGCUGGCGUUUUAGACUUUUGCCUUGAACAUUCUUACUGUUUGAAUCAAAAAGCAGUGAUCUUAGUUAUUUUUUAAUUGGGUAUUCAUCUUAACUCAGGAGUGGGAAAGUGAGGGUUAGUCUUAAGAAAAUCUCCCAGCACCCACUGUCUUUCCAACCUGAUGACCUUUCCAAAGUCGGCUAACAUUAGGUUUGUAGUACUGUAGCUGUAGCUGGGCUCUCUUGUAUUUACUCAAGUUUGUUUUUCAGAGAAGGCGGGGGUAUGAAUGAUGGGAUGUAACAACCAGUGGUAAACGGCAGAAAAAGAAGCUUCUCACAGACUUACCCUCGACCUUUCUCUCCAUCUUUUGUGUGCACAGGAAAAUCUGACUUUGCUGAAUGUAGACUCAAUAAGCUUUAAGAGGACUUAGGAAAGUGGCAGUGCCUUCUUGUGGAUGCUUGCUCUUCCUUUUCACUUCAUGAAACUAGCCUCAGUGAAAACCACAAUUUCUGACUUUUUUUUUUGUAGUUUCUUAAUAUGCAAAUUGUAUAUUUGAAUUAAACACUGAAUCUCAAGUUUUCAAUUCUAAUUUCAGUGUAUAUUUUUCUAAGUAACUGUUUUUUAUGAGCUGUUUGUGAAGGAACAAGAAUGCAAGGCCUUUCUUCUAACAGAAUGAUCCUGAAAUAAAUUUGCAGCCUGCACUUA
This is a messenger RNA of Sphaeramia orbicularis (orbiculate cardinalfish), 2620 nucleotides long. Its product is annotated as protein FAM53B-like. Bases 349 to 1719 code for a protein of 456 amino acids. The record is from RefSeq and is a predicted model, not a curated record. Lineage: Eukaryota; Metazoa; Chordata; Actinopteri; Kurtiformes; Apogonidae. Gene Ontology annotation, biological process: positive regulation of canonical Wnt signaling pathway; protein import into nucleus. The transcript is spliced from 5 exons. Gene Ontology annotation, cellular component: nucleus.